Molecule: messenger RNA, 889 nt
Organism: Amphibalanus amphitrite
Lineage: Eukaryota; Metazoa; Arthropoda; Thecostraca; Balanomorpha; Balanidae
Gene: mRpL54
Product: 39S ribosomal protein L54, mitochondrial-like
Exons: 5
Coding region: 265-681 (138 amino acids)
Cellular component (GO): mitochondrial large ribosomal subunit
Molecular function (GO): structural constituent of ribosome
Source: RefSeq, a predicted model, not a curated record
GGGACAGAAUUCAAGAAAAGUUUUCGUAAGCAGGUGGUAACAAAUAUCAUAAAACAUUUGGCUCAAAUAUUUGUAUAGUGAUUUACGGUUAGGUGCAUUGUGCUACAGUUUUUUCGCAAGAUUUUUUUUUUCGGACAGUCACACUUUUGGUCCGUUGCAUUUGAAGUAUUCAAGGUAAUUCAAGGUGAAUCCGUAAACUGCACAACAUAAGCUUUAGUGCUUUGGAAGUCUUAAGCUAGUAAAGCUGCCCUGAAGUCGCUGUCCAUGUACCGUCACUGUUUGAGAGUUGCUGCAUCACAGGCUGCUGGCCUCUACAGGCCACUAGCCACUUCAGCCAUCAAUAAUGCCUUGCCCUCAAUGGCAGGUGGUAAACUGGGAAAGAAGGCUGCCAAGGCUGGAAAGGCUGGAUCGCCAGUAGAGAAAAAGGUGGUACCCGUGGAGACGGACCCGGAGCGGUUGGUGCAGUACUGCUGCGGCUCCAACAUCAUGGCAGACGGCGAGGACGUCAAACUGGGGCCCGACUCCGAGUACCCGGACUGGCUCUGGGAACUGGAUACCUCCGGCGUGGCUCCCCCUCUGGAGACCCUCUCUCCCGACACACUGGAGUACUGGUGGCUGGUUAGGAACCGGGCCAUGCGGAGAAACAAUCAGCUGCUGGCAAAACGGAAACUCAAACGCUGAGCAACGGUCACUCAGGUUUUCGUGGGUGCGAUUUUUUACGUUGAACUUUGGGAGGUGCAAGCUCUGGGUGAUUCAUGAACGCAAGUCAGAGAGGGCAAGUGCGAUACGUGGGUUUCGAUUCCGAGGACGUAGAUGGAAGUGUGUGGCGCUGUCAUUGCUGGUUACGCUGUAAUAUUGUGUGUUUAUCUCAAUAUAGAAAUGAUCGGAA